Trematosphaeria pertusa is the source of this 1529-nucleotide messenger RNA. RefSeq lists its product as uncharacterized. NCBI's taxonomy places the organism in Eukaryota, Fungi, Ascomycota, Dothideomycetes, Pleosporales, Trematosphaeriaceae. The record is from RefSeq and is a predicted model, not a curated record. The coding region runs from base 142 to 1437 and encodes 431 amino acids. The transcript is spliced from 3 exons.
AAGGCGUCAGCUGGCAGGAAAGGGAGUCGAAACCUUUGGUGGCUUUCCCCUUCCCCAUUCUUUUUCUUUCUUGCUGUCUCCCACUACUGCAACCAUCGCUCACCGCUCGUCGACCCCGCCAACCGCUGGAGAUACCGUCCCAUGUCGCACCGGAUGGGUAGAAAGUUCGAUCGUCACCAGAUCUUGCGGCAGAAAGACCCUUGGGAGGUGGCAAGGAAUGUCUUCGAUGUCGCUCUGGAAUUCGCGCUGCUAGGCUACGUCGACAAAGCGACCGAACUAUACAAUCUCUUCGAGAACUUCGCUUCCGGCUGCAAGACGUCAUGGAGUCCCGGGUUAUACUUUGCAUGGGAGGCUACCGGACUGUGGCCAGACUCGAUUCCCGCCGAGGAACGGACGCCGGCAUUUCUGUCGAAGAUGGAGACGGAGCGUAUACUGUGGAAGAGGGAUAUGCAUAAGUCGGAUGAAGGAUUGGACAAGUUGAUUGCGAUUGCGGCUGGCGAGGGAAAGUUGGACUCUUGGGGCGACACGCAAGUACGAGCGGACGACCUCGCCGCUGCUAUUGAUCUUGCGCUAUACAUGAACAAACGGGAGAAGGCACUCGAUAUCCUCCAAAUAAUUGCGGACAACUUCAACGUAACGUGGCUGGAGCUCUCGAGAUCGCGACAGCGUCUGGAAAAGGGUGCUGCGCGGAUAUACAAGGAUCUACCGAUGAAGGAGCUCGUGAAAAUGUGCAAUGACAACACCAUCAAGAACGCUGUGUGGGAAGAGAUGGAUGUGGAAGACCCAGACGACCCUCCAGAGACAAUCCUUCACAAGGGUGCCACCGCGGAACAAAUCAAGAAGUGCGAGGAAAGACUGGAGCACGAUCUCCCUGACGACUUCAAGGAAUUCCUUUCCCUAACCAACGGCAUCGACACAUUCUGGAACGGCUUCUACGGCGAGCCGAAAAUGCUAAGCACUGAGGAGAUCCACUACUUCGACGCCAGCGAGCAGCAAGCAAUAUGGGAGGAGGCGGCAGUCGAAAUCGGCUUCUUUACGGGCAUGAGCGUCCCAGCGAAGUACCCAAGAAUGAACCCAGUGAUUCAGAUCAACGGCGGCGGCGAGGACUCCAAGUUCGUUUGGUUUAUGACUCCAGAGCUCGGGCGGGCCCUGGGAGGUGCCUUCUUUGAGGCAUUUGGACAGCUACCGCCAGACGAGCACGAGCAUGUCAAGAAACUCCUCGGGCAUUUCCACGCGGGGCUCAAGGACGUAACACAGAUUGAGUGGCAGGUCAUUCUCUGGAGCGUGCAGACUCUAUCGCUCGUAACGUACCAUUCUUUCCGGGAGUAUCUGGAGGUUCUGGCGGGCGAUACCGCGAACGAGGACAUCCUGGACGAGGAAGACGAGCAGGGGCGGUUACUUCACAGCCACGACAUUUUCGCAUACCAGCUGCGGUAGCUUUGGGUGGUUUUUUCUUGAACUGUCGCACCGUGUUAAAAAGCGAGGAGGCACUCUCGACGUCCUUUAGGCACCUUCUUUCUGGGUUUCUU